Messenger RNA from Dendrobium catenatum, 1701 nucleotides. RefSeq lists its product as uncharacterized. Gene Ontology annotation, molecular function: phosphoglycerate dehydrogenase activity. The transcript has 3 exons. The coding region runs from base 290 to 1204 and encodes 304 amino acids. The record is from RefSeq and is a predicted model, not a curated record. Lineage: Eukaryota; Viridiplantae; Streptophyta; Magnoliopsida; Asparagales; Orchidaceae.
CUUUUUUUGUUGUUGAGAAUUUGGUCGGAAGGUCGCUUCUUUCAAUCUUAUUUAUUUACUUCCUUACUAUAAUUUCUUAUGAUUUUCAAUGGAUAUAGUUUCGGCUUAUGCAAAAUGGCAAUUUCUAUGGCUUCGGCUGGAUUGAAGGAAAUGAUGGAAAUGAUAUGAAAUUCAAUUCCAGUAAUUUUUGGAUUAAGUAGAGAACACCAAUUGGUGUUUCUGGUUCACUCUCUACUCAGAUUGCCAAGGUUGAUGUGAAAGUUAUUUUGAAGGGAGUUUUAUUUUGAUAAUGGGGCAAAAUUAUGAUCCUGUUUACAAGGAAGAGACGCCUGAUUCUGGCCGGAUGAUCAUCAUGCACCCUCUUUACCUUCCCAAGUUACCACCUUGGUUAGAUCUGAAGGUUUUUUACAUAAGAAUCUGCAACUAUGAGGUUGAUGAAUCAACUCCGGGCCAUCUUACUGUUAAUCACAUUCCAUUACACCCUGAUACUGUUCUUGAAGUGAAUGGUCGGAGAAGUAGCAUCUAUUCAGAUUGUGUCUCCUCUUAUCUCAGGAGGGACAGAUUUGAUAAAAAAUCUGAAGAAACCACUUUCGUGAGUACCGAUAAUAUUAGGAUUACUGGAAGUGUUAGAUUUGAGGUGUUUGAUGGAGAUGAUCUCUUACUUACUGGAGUCCUGGAGUUGUGUGAUGAUAAGAAUGAUGAAGGGGAAUCAAAAGGGCGUCAAAAGAAAUGGAGUAUAAAGUGCCAGUCCUUGGUGUCAAGUGGUGUUAGCUUCUUGAAGGGAAAGCAAUAUAAGAGUCCUGAAAUGCCUUUGCCAACAAUAGAAGUUUAUAUUGCUGGUUGCUUCUCUGGUACUCCUAUUAUCCUCACUAAAACGCUUAAAGUUGGUUUGCAGAAGAGAAACCAGAAGUCAGUUCUGGACUCGAUUCCUGAACAUGAUACGGUUGAGCUGAAGAAUGAUGCGUUACAGCUAUCUGAUUAUGAAGACUACAAGAUGGACAGUGAUACCAAUAUUGAUUAUAGCAGUUUAUAUCCCAGAGCAGAAUAUACUGAAGAGGAGGAUGGAGACCUCUCAUGGUUCAAUGCUGGUGUUAGAGUUGGCGUUGGAAUUAGCCUUGGCAUUUGCCUUGGUGUUGGAGUUGGUGUUGGUUUGUUAAUUCGCUCAUACCAAGCCACCAGUAAGAACUUCAAGAGACUACUCUGAUCACGGAUCAUCCUGGCACAAGCUGUUGUCUCCUCUGUUCUUAUUUUUUUCUCUCGAAGCGAUUGAUUUUCACUUCGUUUGGGACGGCUUUCUCACCGCUUCUUAAAGCCGCUUUUUAGUAUUAAAAUUUUAAUUUUUGGAACUAAAAAGUCGCUUUAAGUAGUAAGGAAGCUGUCCCAAAUGAAGCCUUUGUCAGUCAGAUUCCAAAUGACAGCUUGGUCCUCUAUCAAGAGAAGGAAAUCGCUUGGGUAAAAUCAAAUUGCUGGCCUACUAUAUAAAUUUCUCUUGUAUAAAAGGUAUAUUCGCUAUUGUGGAAAGGAAGAUCUGCUUUCUUGGUGCUAUUAAGUAGAUUAUUUCGUGUGUUUAUGAACAAGUGUGUAUUGCAUGGAUCUGUUUUCCCACUUUAGGCUAUUUUUGAAUGCUGUUGAAGUGAUGAAGAAAGAAAAAGUUUUUAAUAGCAAACUUGUGUGAAUAAAUUGCCUGUGGUUGUUAAAAAA